This is a messenger RNA of Rattus rattus (black rat), 6316 nucleotides long. Its product is annotated as Friend virus susceptibility protein 1-like. Lineage: Eukaryota; Metazoa; Chordata; Mammalia; Rodentia; Muridae. The transcript has 2 exons. The coding region runs from base 1047 to 2588 and encodes 513 amino acids. The record is from RefSeq and is a predicted model, not a curated record.
CUAGAUCGGAUGGGAGCUUUGUUUAUUUAACGGAGCGCCCCGCUGGCAUCUAAGCGACAAGAACUUCGCGGAGGCCUCAGGGAGAUGCAAUAGGGUGAGUCUGUUCUCUUCUGGGAACUACAACCCGCAGUGCCAAGUGCCGAGGAUGCUGAACAGAUUCAAGGUCCUAACUGUACCCUGAGAGACGCGACUGCUCUCCCGAAGUGUUCUUUAUCCUUCCUAGAAGGGCCGCGCAAACUUCACCUCAGCCCCCGAGGAGUUCACGAAGGUGCGCCCUAGGAGCCCUCAAAGCUCGCGGGUUUCACUCAUACCUCACUGGUGGGUCUCUGUGGAACAAACUCGGCGGGUUGAGGGAGACUUGCCCCUGGGAUCCUGCGGCGUCGUCAUCUGAAGAGUGGAACUAAGGGCGAACUCUUGUUCAUAAAAUCGGAGGACAGCUGCGACUUCAUAAACACUCGUUUUCAGGACUGUGAUUGCUAUUCUUCAUUGUCAACUUGACUAUAUCUGGAGUCAACUACAACCCAGAAAUGGAGAACACACCUGUAUGACAUUGUUUGCUUAAAGUGGAUGAAUCCACUGGUCCAGACCUUUGAGGUAGGAAGACACACAACUUUAAUCCAGAUCUCGAGGUGGGAAGACAGACCUUUCAUUUGAAUCUUGAGGUGGAAGACAGUCUUUGAUCCAAAUCUUGAGUCAGGAAAGACAUACCUUUAAUAUGAGCCAUACCUUCAGCUGGACGUCUAUAUAAGAAGAAGGAAGCUUUUGUUCUUUGUUUGCCUUCACCUUGCUAGCACAUCCAUUCCUUCUGACUUUAGAGCCCACUUCUGGAUUGCAGCAUAUACUGAAGAUCAGAUGAAACAUGCAGCCUUGUGGGACUGAACAACUACUAGAUUUCUAGACUUUCUGAUCACAGGUAGUUAUUGUUCAAUUAGCUGGACAGGGGGGAAGGAGAGAGAGAUUCAUUCCAUAAGUUCUGUGACUGUAGAGAACCCGACUAAUACCCUAAUUUUGGUACCAGAAGUGGUUCUAGAGAAAGAAGUAUAAGGAUGAAUCUUCUAAGUAUCUGGAAUAGGUAUUUCAAUUCACCAGCGCCUUCAGCUACUGAAGCCACUCUAGUCACCCCCUCUCCUGGGAGCUCAGAGAGUACUGAAAGCCCUUGGUGUGAACUAUACUACAAACUUAGAGAGAUAAAUGACUUUGAUUAUCCCGACUUACCAAUUGUGAGUACUGAUGGAUUAGGUGACCUUGUAUAUGAAACUUUUGACAGGUUGGGGGAAAAUAAGGGAAAUACUGCUGCUGGUUGGUUGCUUUUAAUAUCUCUUGAUAAACUGAUAAAGGAUAGGAAUGAGCUCCAGCUUAAAAUUAACCAACUUCAGAACAUGGUGAAGGACAACAAAGAACUUAAUGAUAAAAUUGACCACCUUCAGAUGCUCAUAAACAAUCUAAAGGUUUCCAAGUGUGCCCUGGAAGAGAAUCUUCUCUCCAGCAGCCACAAAGCUCGAGUUAUGGAAAAUCAAACCAAAGCUCUCAUUAUAAGGUUAGCUGAAUUACAGGGAAAAUUCAAGUCCCAGCCUCAGAGGGUGUCAGCAGGUAAAGUAAGGGCAUUAAUUGGUAAAGAAUGGGAUCCUAUAACUUGGGAUGGGGAUGUGUGGGAGGACCCUGUUGAAGCCGAGAACUUAGAAUUCUCAGAUUCUCAAGGGUUUACCUCAUCUGAGGAAAUGGUACCCUCAGCCCCACCCCUUGAAAUACUGCCAUUUGUACCUUUCACUGAGGAACUUAAUCCUUCGUUGUCUAUUAAACCAGCAGUGAUUAGCUCUCAAAGAAAUGCCAGACAAGAUAAUACUGAUGUCCCUCAGAGCCCCAAAAUAGUUGCCUCUAGACCUAUAACAAGACUUAAGGCAAAGCAGGUUCCUAGAAGGGUGGUAGAAAGUGUGGUCCAUGAGGAGGUGUACUAUACUACUAAGGAGCUUAAUGAGUUUGCUAAGUCAUUCAAGCAGAAGUCUGGGGAAUAUGUAUGGGAAUGGAUUUUAAGGGUGUGGGAUAAUGGUGGAAGGAACAUAAAACUAGAUCAGGCUGAGUUUAUUGACAUGGGCCCUCUGAGUAGAGAUUCUAGGUUUAAUAUGGAAGCUCGCAGAGUUCAACAAGGUGUCAGAACUUUGUUUGAAUGGCUGGCUGAAGCAUUUAUUAAAAGAUGGCCUACUGAAAAGGAGUUGGAGAUGCCUGAUAUCCCUUGGCUUAGUGUUGAUGAAGGGAUUUUAAGGCUCAGGGAAAUUGCAAUGCUAGAGUGGAUACACUAUCCUAAUCCUCCACAAUGGGAAGGCCCAGAAGAUAUGCCCUUCACGAAUCCUAUAAGACGCAAACUGGUGAGAGGGGCACCAGCACAUUUGAAGAGUUUUGUUCUCUCCCUUUUGCUUGUGCCAAACCUUAGGGUUGGAGAUGCUGCUGCUCAAUUGGAUGAAUUAAAUGCAAUGGACCUAAUUGGGCCCUGGGGUAGCAGCAACCAGGUGGUAGCAUUGAAUCACCAGAGACAAGAUGAUCAUAACUAUUGUACAGGCAGCACAGAUAACACAAUGUUCAUAAUGGCAUGACUCAUUCUGACCUUUGCUACUGGCUCAUCAGUCAUGGUGUUUCCAGGCAUGAAAUAGAUAGGAAGCCUACUGAAUAUCUGAUCCGCGUAAACAGAAAAAUUCACAAACAAAUAAAAGAAAGGCUACGUUGGAUCAUGGCAAAAAGGCAGUUGACUACUGCCAGUGAAUCAAUUUCCAGACUUGAGCCAGUUUGCAGACCCAGACCCCAUUGAAUGAAGGAAUGAGAGGUUCCCUGAGGAAAGACCUUGAUAAAUCACCUUAAAGUUUUACUGUUCUCCAGUCCUUCCCUAGAAGGACAUAUAGCCUUUUACAAGGGCUUUUACACUAGGGGAAAGGAAACAGACUUUCCAGGGUCUGUCUAUUAGAUACGAGUUCUGAAUUGACACUGAUUCUGAGAGAUCCCAAGAAACAUAAGUAGGGGCUUAUGGAGGCCAGGUGAUUAAUGGAGCUUUGGCUGACUCAUAGUAGGUCCCUGAACUGUUCCUGUGAUUAUUUGCCCAGUCCCAGAGUAUAUAAUUGGGAUAGAUAUAUUUAGAAGUUGGCAGGAUCCUCACAUUGAUUCUCUGACCUGUGGAGUGGGGGCUAUUAUAGUUGGAAAGGCUAAGUGGAAGCCUUCAGAGUUACCUUUGCCAAAGAAAAUAGUGAAUCAAAAACAGUAUCACAUACCUGGUGGAACUGCAGAAAUUCGGGCCACCACCAAAUUCUUCAAAGAUGCAAGGGUGGUGGUUUCUAUUACAUCUCCCUUUAACUCUGCUAUCUGGCCUGUUAAAUGACAGUUGACUAUCAAAAACUCAAUCAAGUCUUAACUCCAGUUGCAGCUUCUGUACCAAAUGUAGUGUCCUUACUUGAGCAAAUUAACAUAUCUUCUGGUACAUAGUAUUCAGCUACUGAUCAAGCAAAUGCCUUUUUCUUAGAAUCUGUUCAUAAGGAUCACCAGGUGCAAUUCUCUUUCAGAUGGCAAAGCCAGCAGUAUACCUUUACAGUUUUACCUCAAGGAUAUAUAGACUUUCCUGCUCUGUGUCAUAACUUAGUUAGAAAGGAUCUUGAUUUUCUGUCUCUUCCACAAAAUAUCACAUUGGUGUACAAUAUAAAUGACAUUAUACUGACUGGACCAAGUGAAGACCAAGGAGGUAGCAACCACUUUUGACUCAUUGGUAACCCAUAUAUGUAUCAGAGGAUAGGAAAUAAGUCCAACCAGAAUUCAAGGACCUCAGUGAAAUCCUUAGGAGUCCAGUGGUGUGGAGAAUGCAGAGAUAUCCCUUGGAAGGUAAAGAAUAAAUAAUUGCUGUCCUCCCCCUCCCCCCAAGAAAGAAGCGUAACGCUAAUGGGCCUAUUUGGAUUCUGGAAGCAUUACAAUUUUCACAUGGGUGUGUUACUCCAGGCCAUACACUAAGAGACUAGGAAAGCUGUUAGCUUUGUGUAGAGCCUGGGACAGGAAGUCUCAACAGGUCCAGGCUACUGUGCAGGCUGCUCUACCACUUGGAGCAUAUGAUCCAGCAGACCCAAUGGUACUUGAAGUGUCAGUGACAGACAAGGAUGCUGUUUGGAACUUUGGCAUACCUAAGGUGAAUCACAGAAGAGACCUUUGGGAUUCUACCAUCAUCUGCAGACAACUGUUCUCCCUUUAAAAGAUAGCUCUUGGCUUGCUAUUGGACCUCAAUGAAAACUGAACAUUUGACAGUGAGCCACCAAGUUACCAUGUGACCUGAGCUGCCUAUCAUGAGUUGAGUAUUAUUGGACCCACCAAAUCACGAAGUAGGACAUACACAGUAGCAAUCCAUUAUCAAAUGGAAGUGGUAUAGGGCUGGAAAGAUGGCUCUGUGGUUAAGAGCAUUGGCUACUCUUCCAGAGGUCCUGAGUUCAAUUCCCAGCAACCACAUGGUGGCUCACAACCAACUGCAGUGAGAUCCGAUGCCCUCUUCUGCUGUGUCUGCAGGCAACAGUAUACUUAUAUACAUUAAAUAAAUAUUUUUCCAAAAAUGGAAGUGGUAUAUACAUGAUUGCACCUGAGCAGGUCCUGAUGGCACAAGCAAGUCACAUGCAGAAGUUGCCCAAAUGCUUGUGGUUUCUGCUCUUGUUACAGUUCAGUCUUGCUGCCAAGCAUGUGCCUAUAGCCUCAUGGGGUGUUCCUACAAUCAGCUUACUGAGGAAGAGACAACUAGGGCCUGGUUUACUGAUGGUUGUGCACUUUAUACAGGCACCACCCACAAGUGGACAGCUGCAGCAUUACAAACCCUUUUUAGUACAACUCUGAAAGAUGCUGACAAAAGGAAAUCUCCACAGUGGGCCGAACUUGGCCAAAUGAACGAUUGUUCACUGCUUCGUAUGCUGGAUGGUCAUGGACAUAGAAAGAUUAUGAUUGGAAAAUUGGUGAGAAAAGCAUCUGGGGAAGAAGUAUGUGAAUAGACCUUGGCAAAUGUGCAAAGGAUGUGAAGAUAUUUGUGUCCCAUGUAAUGCUCAUCGAAAGGUGACUUCAGCCAAGGAGUUCAGUAAUCAAGAUGGGAUGCCCUAUUCUGUGCACACUCAGCUUCUUUCCCUUAGCUAUUCCUGUCAUUGCCCAAUGUCCACAUGAACAAAGUGGCCAUGGCGACAUAGAUGGGGAUUAUGGGUGGGCUCAACAAUAUGGACUUUCACUAACCAAGAUUGACCUGGCUACAGCUGCUUCUGAAUGCCAAAUCAGCUAACAUUGAGACCCAGAUAAACACCAUUCCCUGAGGUGAUCAUCUAGCAACCUGGUGAGAGGCUGACUACAUUGGACGACUUCCUCCGUGGAAAGAACAGUGCUUUGCCUUUACUGAAGUAGAUACUUAUUCUGGUUAGAGACUUGCAUUUCUUGCACAUAAUGCUUCUGCCAAAACCACAAUUUAUGAACUUACAGAGUGCCUUAUCCAUCAUCAUAGUAUUCCACAAAGUAUUGCUUCUAACCAAGGUACUCACUUCACAGCCAGAGAAGUGUGACAGUGGACCCACGAUCAUAGAAUGCACUGGUCUUACCAUGUUCCCCACCAUCCUGAAGCAACUGGUCUGAUAGAAAUAUGAAAUGGCCUUUUAAAGACACAGUUACAGCAUCAGUUAGGUAGCAGCAGUCUGGAGGGUUGAGGCAAGGUUCUUCAGAAGACAAUAUAUGCUUUGAGUCAACAUCCAAUAUAAGGUACAAUUUCUCCCAUAGCCAGGAUCCAUGGGUCCAGGAAUCAAGGGCUGAAAAGGGGAAUCACUAACACCCCUAAUAACCCACUAGGGGGAAAAAAAUGAUUUCUGUUCCUACAACCCAAGGUUCUUUGGGUCCAGAGAGAGAAGUGUUCCUGCUAGAAACUACAACAAAAAUUCCAUUGGACUAGAAGCAAAGACUUUCCCCUGGCAUCUUUGGGCUUCUAAUGUCCUUAAACCUACAGGCUAAGGAAAGAAUAACAGUGUUAGGAGGGAACCAGAUUACCAUGGGGAAGUUGGAUUGCUUCUUCACACAGAGGUAAGAAAGAUUAUGUCUGGAGCGUAGGAGAUUUUUUAGGGUAUCUCUUAGGACUAUCAUAACAUGUGAUUAAAGUCAAUGGGAAACUACAACAACCUAAUCCAGACAGGAUGACAAAGGGAACGAGCCUUCAGGAAUGAAGGUAUGGGUCACUUCUCCAGGAAAAGAGCCAAGACCUGCCGAAGUACCUGCUGGGUGGAGGAAAUGCAGAAUGGGUAGAAGAAGAAGGUAGUUAUAAAUACCAGCUAAGGCCACAUGACUA